Salvelinus namaycush (lake trout) is the source of this 2689-nucleotide messenger RNA. It is a transcript of the gene dalrd3, whose product is annotated as DALR anticodon binding domain containing 3. Gene Ontology annotation, molecular function: arginine-tRNA ligase activity; tRNA binding; ATP binding. Bases 150 to 1853 code for a protein of 567 amino acids. The record is from RefSeq and is a predicted model, not a curated record. NCBI's taxonomy places the organism in Eukaryota, Metazoa, Chordata, Actinopteri, Salmoniformes, Salmonidae. The transcript has 13 exons. Gene Ontology annotation, biological process: arginyl-tRNA aminoacylation; tRNA C3-cytosine methylation.
AUCAUGCAGUCAUUCACAGCCAAUACGAGAUCGAUCGACUAGAGCCGAGGAACACAUUUUUGUCUAUUUGAAAAGUUAGCUGUCAUAAACACAAAUGAUUACUAUACCGUUUAGCUCAGUUGAAGUGAUGAUUAGGUUGUGAGUUAGUGAUGGAGAACAUUGAUGAGACACCGUUUCGGAUCACCCGUACCGUCCAAGCUCUGGGCUCUGCACUACGGGGAGAGCCUGAAAAUGUUCCCGAUGCCGGUCUGGGUAGCGGGGACAGAAUCUCGAGUGAGCCGGAGAAGCUUUGGUUUAAAGAAAGCAGCUCUAAGAAUCUCCAAAACAGGGACUUCUUGUCACCCACUACGGUGCUGAAUACGCUUUAUGCAGACGGACAGGUUCCCCCAGUAGUGAUGGGUAGAGUGCUGUCUCUGAAAGGGUGUGGGGUUCUCCCUGUGGCUGGUGGGGAGGUCAUGGGAGAGGGGCUGAGGGUGCGGGUCGACCGGAUUGCUGCGUUUCAGAAGGUCCUGAGUGGAGUGUCGGCGUACCUGAAGCCUCCUAGCCAGAGACAGGGGGGUGUGGUGCUCAACUGCCCAGCCCUUCACCCCAAACCCAAUUUACCCUCCCCCGACACACUCACGCUGGGGCAACUACGCACCGUGCUGCUGACUGACCACUUAGGGGCGCUACUGAGGAGACAGGGGUUUACUGUGUCCUGCUGCCCUGUGCUGCCUGAAGAUAGCAACAUCAUCGUCUUCCUCCGAAUACUUGGCGUCGAUUGGCCGUCAGUGCCGGUCAGCUGGACCAAUGACGAGAGAGAGGAGAAGAUGUUGGAGGCUUUACAGAAUUCCCCAUACAAAGAAAGAGAGGAGACAGAUGGAGGAAGGAGAGAGAGUGAAGGAAAGAAGAUGGAGGGAGAGAAGGAGUGGGGGACGCUCAGGGUGAACUUGAAGAGGGUGUUUCAGGAGGAGCAGCUGCCAGGGUAUGACCCCAGCCUUGGUACCUGUACAGUGCAUAGAGACGGUGUGUCUCAUCUGGCCCAACUGGACAGGGCUACUACAGACUGCACAGUAUCCACAGCAACCGCGGUACAUGUCACUUCCUGUCAGGAUGAGUUCCGUCAGCAGCAGAUAGCGAUGCUAUGGAGAGCCAGCGGUGCAACAGUGACACAGAGGCAUCUAGUUUGUGGACCAGUGAAGACUCCUGGAAGUCACCUCAGUGCGGCCCAGUAUCUCCAACUGAGAAGAGUGCAGAUGAAGGAGGCCUCAGAGAUGAAGUACGGCGAACAAGUCCAAGGCCAGACUUGGGAUGACAUCAUCAAGGUCAUGACCUCAGCCACUGUGAGGUUUGAGCUACUCUCAACGGUCCAUAUGAGCCCGGUCACCCUGGACGUGCAGAGGGAAGGCAGUGUGUCCACCAAAGGCCCCAGAGGCGGAGUCUUUGUCAUGUACAACUGUGCUCGGCUCCACACCCUCUUUGACAGUUACGAGCGAGGCAUGGAGAAGGGACUUUACCCUGAAAUCCCAGAGGGCUCCCAGUUGGACUUCUCAGCUCUAAAAGAAGAGGGGGAGUGGCUUCUUCUGUUCAAUUACCUCAUUCCAUUCUCUGAGCUUCUCGACCAAUCAGGACAGGCGUUGGAGUGUGAUGGAGGAGGGGCCAGAGUCAACCUGAAGACUGAACAGAUCUGCAAGUUCCUGGUGUCUCUCAGUAAGGAUUUUAGCUCCUAUUACAACAGAGUCCACGUCCUUGGGGAGCCGUUGCCUCACCUCUUCAAUCAGAUGUUCUGUCGGCUGCAGUUGUUGAGAGCACUGAGAGAGCUCUACCAUCGCGCGUUGGAUACUCUUCACCUGCCUCCCAUCCGGCAGCUAUAGCCACAAAUACCCUAACUGUAGCCCCGAAUAUAGCCCCAACAAAUGCCCCCAAAAUACCCCGUCUGUAGCCCCGAAAUUAGCCCCAACAAAUUCCCCAAAAUACUCCAACUAACGCCCCAUGAACUGCCCCAAAUAUAAGGCCCAAUAUCGGCCGUAAAUUAUCACUAGCCUAUCCCCUACAUGAAAUACACAUAUAAAUGUCACUUUUACUGCCCAAAGGUGGUACUGUACUGUAGCUAUUAUUAGGCUUUUAUCUCCCCCCAAUUAAAACCCUGUGAAGUCCUCACGUACUUAUGUAUAUGUGACAUACACCUUGUAUUACACCCAGUCUAUUUACUGUUGAUGAAAGAAACUGUAUAGAUCAUUUGCACCCCUCUGUGAUGUCUUGGCGUAUCACCAGUAUCUCUGAUGUACCACAGACGCAGCCUCUACUGCCUUUGAACCAAUGAACAUCUACCUGUCUUCAGUCUUCCCUUUUACGAUACCAUAGACACUAUUCCGCUAACAGACACUGCCCUAGAGCCAUAGAUACAGUAUUUACACACACUGCAUGUACACCGUGUAAGCACUGCCCCCGCCCUCAUCACUAGAUAUUGCUCCUGGCCACCAUGAGCCAUUUACUGUCCCCUUCCCCUCCUACUUGAAUAAUACAAAUAUAUAUAUUUCAUUGGAACUGGCUGUGUCAGUAUUAUAUAUAUAUACUGUGGUAAACCGUGGAGGUGUUGGGUUGAGCGUGUGUAACCGAUGUGAAAUGGCUAGCUAGUUAGCGGUGGUGCGCACUAAUAGCGUUUCAAUCGGUGACGUCACUCGGUCUGAGACCUUGAAGUAGUUGUUCC